AGCACUUGUUUAUGAUGUUUAGAAGGUAAAGUGGGUUAAUUUUGGUAGACUUUUAUGUUGAAACCCUAUUAUGGGUAAUUGAAGGGACUUUUAUUUUGAAGGAGUACACCAGAGAGGAAGGAAGGCCUAGAGAAUAAAGUAGGCAAUGUUUGGAAGUUGUGCAUGCUGGUUCUUCCCUACAAGUUCUCUCCAGGAAAAGGUCUCCAGUUGAAACAAGGGUGGAUUUUUAUGGCUGCUAAGUUUCGAGAGACAAUUGGAUUACUUUUUUUUUCUUCUUCUCUUCAACCUUGGGAUUUAUCCAUUUUUUCAGGACUAUUCAUUGUUUCUGCAAGGACUGCGAGAGGCCUAACUAAGGACCAACCAAAGACAAGCAGCUAAGUGGUGAACAGUUGGUGUUUGUAUUUGCUGGCUUAAUAUGUGCAUUUGUAUUCAAUCUAGUUGUGUGGAAUUUUUUUCGUGUCCUUUUCUGGCCGCUUAAUCCAAGUCUUUCUAUUUAAACACAGUAUUUGAGUGCCGAACUUUAAUGUAACUGAAGAACUCACUGAGACCGAUUUGUUACAAUAUAAUAAAUAGUAGUUUUAGUAAUGUCACAGACACACUGAUAGAAUUGAGGCUACACAUCUAAUAUGUUUAAGAUAAAGUAACUUAUUUUGGGGAAAAUACUUUUUGUCUUUUGAGAAUAUUUCUUUGUUUACCAUGACACAGUUCACCAAUUUCCAACAAACAGUAGCACUAAUUCAGCUCUUAUAGGGUUUAACAGAAAUCAGACAAUAGUAUGAUGUUAAAGGUGACUUUAUGAUCCAGCUGAAAGGACAGAGCUGAGACAUUGUGCCUUGGUCGACUCUAGUGGAAUGCUCAUGUAGCCCCUGUCUCAGGGUUUAUCUAAAUCUAAAUGUCUGUUCCUCUAGAUUCGUUCAAGGAGCUUUUAGGGCAGAUGUCAGUUAAAUACUCAAGGUUGGGGGGAAAAAAAAAACCACUGAAAGCAUCAUAAAAGGGAGACAUUAAAACAAAUUAAUCAGUGCCACACACACACAAAAAUAAAACAGUAAACCAGGGAUGUAUAUUGUAGCAGCAUAUGUGAAUGCUUUUUCUUUCUGGCACUUCAGAGAACCCAGGUAGUGAAAAUAAACUGACAAUGACUUGGAACAACCAAACAAUACAAUUAUAACUUAAGCACUUUGAAAAUGAUAUCCCCAAUGUGUAAACGUUCAUUUUUUUCUUGGGAUGCGAAAAAAAGGGUAUGAAAGAAAGAUGUUUCAGUCCCGAGCAAUGUGCCUGAAGUAAAUUCUCAGUCCUACCACUUCCGCAGAAAUGAAAUAGGAGUCCUCAAGAACAGAAGAACCAAAAGCUGGAGAGUUGGUAAAUGACGACAAGGUGACAGUUAUCCAGAAGAGUCCAAUCGUGUCAUCCAACUAUUUGUCCAGGAACAACAACAACAAAAAGUCUGCACAACAUAUAUCAACACAACACUUAACAUCCCUUAAAAAAUUAUUACAUAUUUUUAACAUAAGAUUUUUUUCUUCUUUGGAAAAAGUUUAUAAAACAAACCAUCUUUGAUCAUUUAAAUGUGUUAGCAGUGCUCAAUAUGCCACAGUUACAUUUUAUACAUUAGCAAUUUUACUCUACAUGUGAAAGAAACACUAGAACAUGGGCAUUGCACGAGGCCUUGCACGAUUAGCAAAACUAGCAUCGUGAUGCUACACUUAGCGGCUCUUAGCAUAUUUAACUCCUCACGUUAACCUGGACAUCCAUACAUUCUAACUGGUUUUACUUAAAUAAUAAACACAAUAUAACAACAAAAUAGUCAAAUUAUGCAAGAACCUAUGUAUGUGCGAACACGUGAAAUUGGUAUCACAUGUAAUUGGCAUGUUAUGGAAUUUAACUAUGGCAAUAUAUUAACAUGAUAUAUUAACUAUGAUAUCUACACGUUUUCCAGGAACAUUUACAAGGUCAAUUCUUUCUUGUAUGAAGAUAGUGGAAAAGAAGGACAUGUAUAACAAAAUGGUUGCUGAUGCUGUUCAAGGCCGGAAAAUCAUCAUUUCUGAUCAUACAAAUUUUAGGCCUACCCAGAGAUGUGAGAGCGACUUACUCCCUGCACCAUUUUUUUCUCAACUGAAAAAGACUAUAAGAGAGCCAAGUAAUCAUCAGAAGCUGCCACCAUGGUUUUUUUGGGAAAAUGGAAAUGCAACCUGUAGCCAAACUGUUUGCAUUAUCUGCAGAGAAACUCCCUAGCUGCUCUUUAUCAUAUCUAAAAUGAUCCCAUUGUAUGACUCCAACACAAAAGCAGACUGUGCCCAGAGGGGACCCCAGUUCCUCACAGUAUUGGGCAGAUGAAGGCACAAAUGUACAUUGAAAGUGACAUUGAUCCCAUAAAGGGUUUCCAUUUCCUGAACAAACUCUGUUAGCAACCCCUUAGAUUCUGAUAUGUGCAGUGGUGAUAUAUUCUCACCGAGUAAAAGAGAAACCCCUUUUACCAACUUAAACCAGUGCUUCAGAUAUUUUUCAGGUAAGAACCCUUUCAAUGUUGGUAUGCUGUAAUAAGUUCUGGAAGGCACACGAGUGGAACAUAUGGUUGUUUUUUUCUCUUUCACUGAGCGGGGGACGUGGGAAACAUUACAUGGUGGUUUAAUUGAAGUUAAAAUGUCAUCAAUCUGUUCUGUUGAUCGUCCGAUAUACCAUGGCGAUUGGUUUUUCUCAGAAUGAAACCACAGCGUGGUGAUGCUUCUUGCUACACCCAGCAGCACACUGUGCAUAUAAUCUGGAACACAGCCAUCAAUAAUAUUAAAAUCAGGUAGACAAGACAAAAUACUAGGCCCUUUCACUCCCUUAGUGGGGUUUCCAUUAAGAGCCUCUUCUACCAGAUCAUCAGUCUGGGAGGGAUUCCUCAACUCUGCUUUUUCAUACGGAUAAGCCCUUACACGCCCCCUAACACACUUGUUCCUUUCUGCAUACAAAAAGAACACCCAAACUCUCCAUUAAACUGUUUAAAGUUCUGAAUCAGUGGCCUAGCAACUGAAUCUGCCACCAUGGUAGUAAGCAGUACUUUACUUGUGACAACUUCCCCACUUUCACUUUGCCAUAUAAGACCAUUAGAGUACAACUCUAUGCAUUCAUCGACAAAUGGUUUCAUGUAGGUGUUCAUAUUUGGUUUGUUUUGACCAAACCACAGGCCACAAAGUAUAACAUGUUUUGCACGUAGUUGUAUUGGCAGUUCAUUAACAGUACACAAAAUUGGCCACAAACUUUGACUUUUAACUGUGAUGGAGUACCAGUGCACAAAUCAAACACACAGUGAUCUGUUAUCUGGUGAUGCAAGGGGUGAUAGUUUUUUGUAUAAAUGUCCAUCGUAUAUAUCUUUGAUGGAGGCAUCCUUCUUCUCAAAAUGGUGUUUCAGGUGUUUCCCUAAUUGGUGGUCCUCAAGCAUUUUUUUUUAUUUUUUUUUUGGUUUUGUAGUGGCAAGUACAAAAAACACUCGUCUUUUUGUGCAUGCCCUUUUGAUGUGUUCUGGUCACAGACUGGGCACUUGAUAUUAAAGGGACAUUCCUGCAUGCUUACGUUGCAACUCUUGCACACACAAUGUACUUCUAAUAGGUCUUUCACUGAAUCAAAUGCUUUGUAGCAAAGGUACUUUGAGCGACUAACCAAUUCCCCACCAAUACCAGCAAUAAAGUUGAAAAGAUGCAUGAUGUCCUCCAAGGCUCUAUUUGUUAAUUCGUGUUUUAGUUUUAAUGCCAGCAGCAGGAAUUCCACCUGUUCUUUUGUUGGAUUCUGGUCUAAAGUUGGACUUGUGGGGUCUUCUUGAUGUUCCUCUACUUGCUCCCCAGGUGAAGAGCUAGGGCCAGAUAUGGGUUGGUUCAUCUGUGAAUUUAAAACAUUGGAUUAGCAAUCCCAGAUUUGCACAGACUCGUACAAAUGUGCCAUUUCAUGUAGUUGGUAACCACCUGCAUUUGAAGUCAGGCUCAAAUGUAUUUGUUUUUUUAUUUAAGAGUCUUUUGCAUUGAUUUUUUUUGUCAUAAAUUAUAUCAUAUCAUUAAUUAAUUAAAAAAAUAACUGUGCCCCCUUUUGUCCACAUGUAUAUUUUUCUGACACUAUCCAUCUGGCAAAACACAGUGAGACAGGUUCUGUCAUUUUGUAAGGGGCCAGCUGAUAGAGAUGCUGUAUUUGCACCUGAAUCAAAACCGAAAAGUUUUUUUAACAAGAUAAAAACAUGGGUAUCGCUGCAAUAUGGACAAAGAACAAAGUAAUAUGGUAUUUCCAAUUUGUGCUCCACUUUAAGCAAAAUCAGGUGGAAGUUUGGAUUGUGGAAUUAUCUUAUGAUGAUUUACAGUAACUAGUGUGCAUGCACAUGCACAAACAAAACACCUACCUGUAACUUGAAUAUUUUAGCCAUUUUUAGCAACUUAUGGUGUCAUCAGAAGCAGUAGACACCGGGUCAUCUUGAUUAUCCUCUUGGGUGAGAUACCAAAAAUAAAAAUAAAACUCCUUGAUCAUGAUCAAGAAAUAUGUAGGCCUAAUGCGCGUGUGCAAUUUUUCUACUUACUGAGUUGUAGAAGAAGAGGCCACAGCUUCUUCAUCACCCAUAUCUUCAGAAAUUUCCCUAACAAAUAUGUCGUGGUAAUGUUAAAACACUUCAUGCAUCACUCAAUAUAAUAGGAUUGAUAUGACUGGUUGAUUAAGUCCAAGACAAGUAGGUAAAUUCCAUUCAUUAGGUGAAACCUUUAAGACUGUAAAUUCAAAAAACACUGAAAUAUAUUCCUGGCUAGAGUUCCGACUUUAACUGUUUAUUUAUUUAUUUAUUUAUUUAUUUAUAGUUUAUUUUAUUUAUUUAUUUUUUGGGGGGGGUAUACAGUGGAAAUAAAGAUAAAUUUUAUCUUUAUACAAACAUAAGUUACUUAACAUACAUUAAGGGAAAUUAUGCCAUAUACGUUUACAUGGUAACGUUAUAGGAAAUAAUCCGUAGCUGGUAGCUUUGUUAGCUAGCUAGCUUCUAGCACGUUUUGUUACAAUACUUACUUUCGUUUACGUCUUCUCUUUUGUUCUUUCUGGAACGGGUGCUUCGUUGUCAACGAGGUACCUUUUGUAACGUACUGGAUCCAUAUCUAUUGCUUUUCUUGCGUCUUAUUUCCAUAACGUUAUUUAUACUGGCAAGCAUUUCUCCACUCUACAGCUACCGAUCGACCGCUACAGCGUCGCGUACUUGAUGACGUCAUCCGUCCGUUAUCCGACGUUAUUUCAUCUUUGGCGCCGAAAGGUAGUGGCUAAGAGUAAAAUGGCGAUAAAAGCGUUGGAGAUCCGCUAUGUCCUACUUGAAUGGACUGAGGGUGAGGAUAGAGGAGCCCAUAGUACUUUGCCCCUCGACUGUGUCCGGAAUUUUUCAGUUACAGAUUUUUUUGAAAGGACUGAUAAAACCGAGAAGCUGGUGGAAUGGCGAAAAGGCCGCCAACACUGGUCGGUGCACCGAGCCAGAAUUAUUGACAUGGCAAAACUUGAAAAAACUCUCAAAAUUAAACUGAUCGAGAUGGAGAAAGAGGGCACACAAUGGAAAAUAAAACGUCCUCACAUCCCAAACUCAAAGUACAGUGAGCAGCAGGGGCAGACUGAGAAGGCUUCAAAGAAAAAGGUUGACAAUAAAAAGGGAGGGGCUUCCAAAUACAAGCACCAGGAGGGUGAGAAGCAGGAGGAGGGUCAUGACAGACUUUCAAAGAAUAAGAUUGACAUGAAAAAGAGAUGGUCUUCUAAAUACAACCACAAGGAAGAGGAGGAGAAGGUGGCGGCGGAGGAGGAGGCGCAUCAUGACAGACCUUCAAAGAACAAGCGUAUUGGGGAUGAAGAGGACAUAGUACCACCCUCUAAGAAAAAUAUGCUACAUUGAAGAAGUGGCCGGCAGAUAGGCACAUCUAUUAAUUCGAAGUUCACGGAGCUGAGAAGAGCAACAAGAUAUUUUUUUCUGUUCAGUUUUUUGUCUUAUUUUUGUUCUUGUACUAUUUGAUUGUUCUUGAGUAAAUACAUAAUGUACUUACUUAGGCAACUUAUGUUGCCUAGCAGGUUUUUUUGUCUUAUUUUUGUUCUUGUACUAUAUUUUUUGUUUUGUACUAUUUCAUUGAUCUUGAGUAAAUAAAUAAUGUACAUUUCUA
Molecule: messenger RNA, 6134 nt
Organism: Tachysurus fulvidraco (yellow catfish)
Lineage: Eukaryota; Metazoa; Chordata; Actinopteri; Siluriformes; Bagridae
Exons: 7
Coding region: 5201-5872 (223 amino acids)
Source: RefSeq, a predicted model, not a curated record